CGCCGCACCGAGCCGGCACUCCCGCCAGGUGCCUCCGCCGCAGGCCGCCGAGAUGCCCCGCGCGCCCCGGCUCCUGCCUCUGUGGCUCUGCGCCGCUGCGCUCUGCGCCCCACCGGCCGCCCCCCCGCCCCGCCCGCGGCCCGGCUGCCCGGCCCCCUGCCGCUGCCGCGAGGCGGGCAUCCUGCUGUGGGUGGACUGCUCCGAGCGGGGGCUGUCCACGGUGCCGGCGGGCCUGGACCCCCUGACCGCCUACCUAGACCUGAGCAUGAACAACCUCACAGAGCUCUGGCCUGGCGUCUUCCACCACCUGCGCUUCCUGGAGGAGCUGCGCCUCUCCGGGAACCGCCUCGCGCACAUCCCGGGACAAGCGUUCUCUGGCCUCGGCAGCCUGAAAAUCCUGAUGCUGCAAAACAACCGGCUGGGAGGGAUCCCCGCGGAGGCGCUGUGGGAGCUGCCAGGCCUGCAGUCUCUGCGCCUGGAUGCCAACCUCAUCUCCCUGGUCCCGGACAGGAGCUUCGAGGGGCUGACCUCCCUCCGCCACCUGUGGCUGGACGACAACGCCCUCACCGAGAUCCCCGUCAGGGCCCUCGGCCACCUGCGCGCCCUGCAGGCUGUGACCCUGGCCCUGAACCGCAUCGGCCGCGUCCCCGACUACGCCUUCUGGAACCUGUCCAGCCUCGUGGUGCUGCAUCUCCAUAACAACCGCAUCCGGCAUCUGGGGGCGCACAGCUUCGAGGGGCUGCAGAACCUGGAGACCCUAGACCUGAACUACAACCAGCUGCACGAGUUCCCCGUGGCCAUCCGGACGCUGGGCCGCCUGCAGGAACUGGGUUUCCAUAACAACAACAUCAGGGCCAUCCCAGAGAAGGCCUUCCUGGGGAACCCUCUGCUGCAGACCAUACACUUCUAUGACAACCCGAUCCAGUUUGUGGGGCGGUCAGCAUUCCAGCACCUGCCUGGGCUGCACACCCUUUCCCUGAAUGGCGCCACGGACAUCCAGGAGUUCCCGGACCUCAGAGGUACCACCAGCUUGGAGAGCCUGACGCUGACCCGUGCGGGGCUCCAGCGGCUGCCCCCGGGGAUGUGCCAGCAGCUGCCCAGGCUCCGUGUCCUGGAGCUGUCUCACAACCGGAUUGAGGGGCUGCCCAGCCUGCGUGGGUGUCAGAAGCUGGAGGAGAUCGGCCUCCAGCACAACCGCAUCUGGGAAGUCAGAGCCGACACCUUCCGUGAGCUCACCUUCCUGCGAUCCCUGGACCUGAGCUGGAACGCCAUCCGAUCCAUCCACCCUGAGGCCUUCUCGACCCUGCGCUCCCUGGUCAAGUUGGACCUGACGGACAACCAGCUGACCAUGCUGCCCCUGGCCGGGCUGGGGGGCCUGGUGCACCUGAAGCUCCGAGGGAACCGUGCCCUGUCCCAGGCUUUCCCCAAGGACAGCUUCCCCAGGCUGAGGACCCUGGAGGUGCCCUACGCCUACCAGUGCUGCGCCUACAGCGGCUGCCCCGGCUUCCUCACGGCCUCGGGGCCGCGGGGGCCCCAGCACCCUCCCCCCGACACCCAGGACCCUCCCAGGCGGACACUGGCCGACCGGGCCGAGAGCCGCUAUGAUCUGGACCCGGAAGAGCUCCAGCUGGAGAUGGAGGAGCCCAGGCCCCAGCCCGCAGUCCAGUGCAGCCCUGCUCCAGGCCCCUUCCAGCCCUGCGAGCACCUCUUCGAGAGCUGGGGCGUCCGCCUGGCCGUGUGGGCCGUCGUGCUGCUGGCCCUGCUCUGCAACGCGCUGGUGCUGCUGAGCCUCUCCGUGGCCGGGCCCGGCCCGCUGCCCCCGGCCAAGUUCGUGGUGGGGGCCCUUGCAGGUGCCAACGCCCUGACCGGCCUCUCCUGCGGCCUUCUCGCCUCCGUCGAUGCGCUGACCUUCGGCCAGUUUGCCGAGUUCGGCGCGCGCUGGGAGGCAGGCCCGGGCUGCCGGGCGGCGGGCUUCCUGGCAGUGCUGGGCUCCGAGGCAUCCGUGCUGCUGCUGAGCCUGGGUGCGGCGCACUGCAGCGUGGCCGCGGCCUGCGUGCGGGCCCGCGGGAAGGUGCCGGCCGCGGGCAGCGUGCGCGUGGGGGCUCUGGGCUGCCUGGCGCUGGCGGGGCUGCUGGCCGCCCUGCCGCUGGCCUCGGUGGGCGAGUAUGGCGCCUCCCCGCUCUGCCUGCCCCAUGCCCCGCCCACCGGCCGGCCUGCCGCCCUGGGCUUCGCCGUGGCGCUGGUGCUGCUGCAUGCCGCCUGCCUCCUGGCGGCAGCCCUGGCCUGCAUCCAGCUCUCCUGCGGCCUGCCCGCGGCCGGGCUGGAGGCCUCCUGGGACUGUGCGGCCGUGCGCCACGUGGUCUGGCUCACCUUCGCUGACGGGCUGCUCUACUGCCCCGUGGCCUUCCUGAGCCUGGCGUCCGUGCUGGGCCUCCUGCCGGUCACCCCCGAGGCCGUCAAGGCCGUCCUGCUGCUGGUGCUGCCGCUGCCCGCCUGCCUCAACCCCCUGCUCUACCUGCUCUUCAGCCCCCACUCCCGGGAGGACCUGCGGCGCCUCCGGCCCUGCUGGGGGGGCCCGCGGGAGCCGAGCUCCUGCGACUCCACGCAGGCCCUGGUGGCCUUCCCCGACGUGGAGAUCACUGCCGAGGCCUCCGAGACCCAUGGCCUCCCUUCAGGGGCCCUCGUCCCCCGCCAGCAGCCUGGGGCCCUCAAGCUGGAGGGCGGCCAUGUUGCAGAGCCGGAGGGAACCCGGUUUGGGCAGCAGCCGCCCUCCAGGGAUGGUGGACGGGCACAGGGGACCCCAGAGGCCUCGCCAGCAGGCCGGGGCCGGGCGGGCGGCGGGGGCUUCCAGUCGUCCGGCUUGGCCUCAGGUGUCUGAAUGUCCUCCCCCCUCCCGCUCCAUG
Molecule: messenger RNA, 2903 nt
Organism: Bubalus bubalis (water buffalo)
Lineage: Eukaryota; Metazoa; Chordata; Mammalia; Artiodactyla; Bovidae
Gene: LGR6
Product: leucine rich repeat containing G protein-coupled receptor 6
Exons: 18
Coding region: 53-2878 (941 amino acids)
Biological process (GO): G protein-coupled receptor signaling pathway
Cellular component (GO): membrane
Molecular function (GO): protein-hormone receptor activity; protein binding
Source: RefSeq, a predicted model, not a curated record